UAGCACUCUCCAAUAAACAACGCCUGCGCAUGCAUGCGAGCCUUGUAACCUACCACUGCUACCUCUUCAAAAGUCAAACCUACCUUGAUGCGCGACGAGGGAAGAACCUACCUGCGCACAAUGGAAGUAGUAGUAAGAAGGCGAGGAGGGGACAUGACCGCCGUUGCGACGGCGGUGGUGUCGGUGCUCGCGGCGUUAACGGCGAUGGUGGCGCCGGGAACAGCGUGGGGCACCGAGGAGGGAGGAGGAGGCAAUAACGUGACAGCGAGCAGAGAGGUCACGUACGACGGCCGGGCUCUGAUACUGGACGGCCGGAGGCGGAUGCUCUUCUCCGGAGACAUGCACUACCCACGAAGCACCCCCCGAGGUACACGUUCCUUGCCUAAUUCAUGUCCCGAUAUGUCAUCUUUGCACUGCUUUUGUUUGCAAGCAGUUUCUUAUCCUCACAGGUAGAGCAAUUUUUUUAGAAGAUAGUACUAUUAUUGAUCGAAUAAAAGUAUUCGGUAAGUACCCUUAGGUUGAUUACUUUACACCCCUACUCUAAGUCAACUUUAGGAUUGUAGUUUUGUUCUACUACAAUGACGUCGCAUCCUUUUUCUUUUUUUCUCUAAUUAAACUCAAGCUAUGAGCUGAAACAGCUAGUGCAGUGCAGUGCAGAUGAACCGUUCGCUUGAGUUUAAUAAUUUUGAGCGCUACUCACCUUAAUGCCUGGUACAAUAAGGAACCGAUCUAGCUUUUUUAAUUCACGGCACAGGACACAGCUGGUAGCUCAUGAGGAAACCGUGUGCAGUUGUUGGCUUAGAGUUUGUUUGAGCGCUGACGAAUCCUAGAAAGACUAGUAGGCCAGAGCAAUCUUGAGUAGUCAUUCAGCAUUUUAAUUUUGCCUUUAGAAUCCAUGGUCUGCUUUCGUUUUUUCCGGCAAGGAGAGUUACAUCCCAAAAUAGAUCUUGUGGUUCUAUACACUAUACACUUUUCUCCAGUCACCCUACGCAUAAAAAUCAUGACCAAGCUGAAACAGGAGCAUCAUCCUCAAUCGGUCCAUUUGUGAGCUGUACUGUUGCAGAAUAUCUUAUGCUUGUAUCCUUUGUAGCACAUUAGAUCAUAUCAUAUACAGGCCUCACACUUAUACAUGAAAUGCAGGCAGAUAAAUAUUUUUCGAGACAGAAGUCAUUUCGUGAGCAAAAUGAACUAACAAUACAAAAUACCAAAUCAUUUCAAGCAUUCCAUGAAGUGAAAUUUCUGAUGGCUAGGCUACGGCAUCCAAUUCAUUAUAAAAACAGGGAUUGCGAGUACAAGUUUUUUUGAACAGUCAAAUACAACAUUGCAUACUUAUAUCAAACCCGUAAGUAUACACCAGGAAUCAUAAGAAAUAUAGAACUCAUGCGCAAUAAAUUAACAGAUGUGGCCAAACCUCAUUGCGAAAGCCAAGAAAGGAGGCAUGGAUGUCAUUCAAACAUACGUCUUCUGGAACGCUCAUGAGCCUGUUCAGGGGCAGUAUAACUUUGAGGGAAGAUACAAUCUGGUGAAAUUCAUCAGAGAAAUCCACGCUCAAGGCCUCUAUAUAAGCCUCAGAAUUGGUCCCUUCAUCCAGUCUGAGUGGAAAUACGGAGGCUUACCGUUUUGGUUACGUGGCAUCCCAAAUAUUACCUUCAGAUGUGACAAUGAACCUUUCAAGAGACAUAUGCAAAAAUUUGUUACAAAAAUAGUGAACAUGAUGAAGGAUGAAAGACUAUUCUAUCCACAAGGAGGCCCCAUCAUCAUAUCACAGAUUGAGAAUGAAUAUAAGCUGGUUGAGGCUGCAUUCUAUUCAAAAGGGCCACCUUAUGUUCGCUGGGCAGCAGCAAUGGCUGUAAAUCUGCAGACUGGUGUUCCGUGGAUGAUGUGUAAGCAGGAUGAUGCCCCAGAUCCAAUUAUUAAUACCUGCAAUGGGCUCAUCUGUGGAGAAACAUUUCUAGGGCCAAAUUCACCUAACAAGCCAGCUUUAUGGACAGAAAAUUGGACAUCUCGCUAUCCUGUAUAUGGUCAGGAUCCAAGAUUCAGAUCAGCAGCAGAUCUUGCAUUUGCAGUAGCACUUUUUAUAGCGAGAAAGAAAGGAAGCUUUGUAAACUACUACAUGUACCACGGUGGAACAAACUUUGGAAGGUUUGCAUCUUCCUAUGUAACAACAAGCUACUAUGAUGGAGCUCCUCUUGAUGAAUAUGGCUUAAUAUGGCAACCGACAUGGGCUCAUCUCAGAGAACUGCAUGCUGCAGUAAAGCAAUCUGCAGAGCCAUUACUUUGGGGGGCAUAUUCUAAUUAUUCAUUUGGUCAACAACAAGAGGGGCAUGUUUUUGAAACAGAGUCUGAGUGUGUGGCUUUCCUGGUAAACUUUGACAAGCAUAAGAUAUCAAAUAUCCAAUUUGGCAAAGAGGCGUUCCAGCUAGCUCCUAAGUCAAUCAGUAUCCUCUCGCAAUGCAGGGAACUAGUAUUCGAAACAGGCAAGAUAAAUGCUCAGCAUGGUUUAAGAACAGCACAAGUAGUGCAGCCUCUGAAUCAUGUUGGUAGGUGGAAAAUAUUCAAAGAACCAAUCCCUCUGGCAGCAAGCAAAAUCUCACAUGUUGGAAAUCAGCUUUGUGAACACCUCUCAACUACAAAAGAUGAAACAGAUUAUCUCUGGUACCUCACCACAUAUGAUUUUGGACCGAAAGGGAAUGGCCAACUAGUGCUUAAUGUUGAGUCACAUGCACAUAUUUUACAUGCUUUCGUCAACAACGAUUAUGUCAGAAGUACGCACGGGAGUCAUGAUGAACCUGGCAAUAUCAUUCUAAAGGCGCCUAUAUCACUAAGGGAAGGACAAAACACCAUAUCAUUGCUAUGCGUCAUGGUUGGAUCACCGGACUCCGGUGCUUACAUGGAGAGAAGAACAUUUGGAGUUCGGAAAGUGAGCAUAAAACGAAGACAGCAGAGACCACAUUCUCUAAACAAUGAUCUGUGGAGACACCAAGUUGGCUUAUCUGGAGAAAUGAAUAAAAUCUACACAUCUGAAGGAUCGUCUCAUGCACAAUGGACUGCAAUUGACAAGUCCAUGCAUCUUCCACUUAUCUGGUACAAGACAACAUUUGACACGCCAUGGGGCAAUGACCCAGUGACACUGAACCUAAGUAGUAUGGGGAAGGGUGAGGUGUGGAUCAAUGGAGAGAGUAUCGGACGGUACUGGGUCUCCUUCAAAACCCCCAGCGGCCAACCUUCUCAAUCUCUGUAUCAUAUACCACGAUACUUUCUGAAGACUGGAGAGAACCUCCUUGUUCUCAUGGAGGAAAUUGGUGGCAACCCGCUACAAAUAACAGUGAACACAAUGUCAAUUACCAGAGUCUAUGGUACCGUCAGCGAGUUCUCUACCCCGUCCCUCUUGUCACGCGAAAAACAUCCAGCAGUUCACCUCAGGUGCCAGAAAGGCAAACACAUCACAGAUAUUGAGUUUGCGAGCUACGGAAAUCCCGCCGAAGACUGCAGAGGGUCUGGAAGGUGCUGCCAUGGAACUUGCCACGCAGAAAUGUCGGAAUUUGUCGUAAAGAAUGCUUGCCUAGGCAGAAGGAAGUGUGCCAUUCCGGUGCGGGCUGCCAAAUUUGGAGGUGACCCAUGCCCCGGAGUAGAAAAAUCCCUUUCAGUUGUGGCGAUUUGCGGAUGAAGGGAAGAAGAACAGAACAGUCAUGUGAUUAAUCAGCAUUCUAGUU
Molecule: messenger RNA, 3713 nt
Organism: Phragmites australis (common reed)
Lineage: Eukaryota; Viridiplantae; Streptophyta; Magnoliopsida; Poales; Poaceae
Product: beta-galactosidase 7-like
Exons: 18
Coding region: 1400-3667 (755 amino acids)
Biological process (GO): carbohydrate metabolic process
Cellular component (GO): cell wall; vacuole
Molecular function (GO): beta-galactosidase activity; carbohydrate binding
Source: RefSeq, a predicted model, not a curated record